AUGCCUGAAGCUCCGUCUCGACCGACUCGCCCCAGGACGCUGACCAGACUUGUCACUAAUGCUGCCGUUUCCCUACAAAAGACCCUGAGUGGAGGGACCGCCGAAGAUGGCGACAUCGCAUGUUGGAACCCGGCUCUGGGGGACGGCCCUGAAGUUACCUCUCUUCCACCAGCUUCUCGUUUAUCGACGCAGGAUGGCAAACAGAUGGCUCUGGAGCUUCGGAAAAAGGGUGAGCUGGGAUGGAGGAAAUAUGUCAAGUACUUCACGCCGUCCUGGUUCACGGUGACCAUGGGCACUGGUGUCGUGGCGAGCCUCCUCAAUCAAUUCCCAUACAACGCAAGAUGGUUGUAUUGGCUCUCGGUCAUUGUGUUCUGCCUGAACAUUGGUCUCUUCGCCUUCUUCAUCUUCGUGUCCGUUCUCCAGCUCGUUCUGUUUCCCAGGGUCUGGAUCACUAUAGUCGAGCGACCCAAUCAGGCAUUCUUCCUGAGUAGUAUACCAGUGAGUCUCGGGACUAUCGUCAACAUGAUGGUGUUUGUGUGCGCUCCUUCGUGGGGCAGAUGGGUCAUUUACCUUUCAUGGGGGCUAUGGAUGGCCGAUGCAGCCAUCUCACUGCUGUGUGCCUUGUUCCUCCCCUUCCUGCUUGUGAUCAAACGACAGGAAGAGACUCCCCUGUCGACGUUCACCGCACUGCAGAUGUUCCCUGUCAUCGGGACUGUUGUCGCAUCCGCCACCGCGGCAUUGGUUGCAAAUGUCUUGCCCAACGACGAGCAAGCUUUGGCCACCGUCAUCAUCGGCUAUGUCCUUUGGGGCGUAGGCGUUCCUUCUGCAAUAUUUAUCCUCGUCAUCUAUUGGCAGCGUCUGACCAUCCACAAACUCCCGCCGCGCGAGGUCAUUGUUUCUUGUUUCAUCCCCUUGGGUCCUUUGAACAUGGGUGCGUUUGCAAUCAUGAAGCUCGGAAGCGUCGCGAUGAGAGUGUUCGCUUCGACCAAGACCAUCCACCCUCUGGCCGGAGAUCUGGCGUACAAUUUGGGAGUGCUUCUAUCUCUGGUCCUGUGGGGGUUCACCUUGCUGUGGCUUUUUCUUGCCGUUGCAACAAUAUACCAUUGCAAGCACUUCCCGUUCAAUAUGGGCUGGUGGGGGUUCACCUUUCCGAUCGGCACCUUUGCACUCUCGAGCAAUACACUCGCAAAAGAGAUACCCUCCAAGUUUUUCCGCGUCAUUGGAUCUAUAACCUCGGUUUGCGUAUUCCUGCUUUGGAUACUGGUCGUUUACGCCACCCUUCGAGAUCUCAUCACGGGCGGGCAGCGACUAUUCAAGACACCUACAAGAGCCGCCCCAAAUAUCGAUGAUAAAGCGCCCGACCAAUUCGACGACGCAGCCGAGACCAAACUUGUGUGA
Messenger RNA from Fonsecaea pedrosoi CBS 271.37, 1398 nucleotides. RefSeq lists its product as uncharacterized. Gene Ontology annotation, cellular component: plasma membrane. The transcript is spliced from 7 exons. Gene Ontology annotation, biological process: sulfite transmembrane transport; transmembrane transport. Gene Ontology annotation, molecular function: sulfite transmembrane transporter activity. Bases 1 to 1398 code for a protein of 465 amino acids. Lineage: Eukaryota; Fungi; Ascomycota; Eurotiomycetes; Chaetothyriales; Herpotrichiellaceae. The record is from RefSeq and is a predicted model, not a curated record.